UCUUUUUCAUAUAUCUUUUUUUACCUUGAUAUUAUUAUCUGACAAAUUAAAAAAGAAUGGGCUCUAAAACUUUGGUUUACCUUGGUCUUUUACUUGCUGUUGUUCUUCUCAUAUGCUCAGAGGUAGCAGCCAAGGAGCAAGCAGUGAAUACUGUAGAAAACAAAAACGACGAUGCAAAAUACGGUAACUAUAAUGGAUAUCCAGGGAAUGGGGGCAACGGUGGCGGCCAUAAUGGCGGUUAUUACCAAGGCGGCGGCGGCGGCGGCGGUGGUAGUGGUGGGGGCUAUCACAAUGGUGGUGGUGGUGGUGGUGGUGGUGGUGGAGGUAGCUGGGGCAGUCAUCAUUGCUACCAUAGUUGCUGCCAGUGGAGCUACGGACACAAACAGUGUCUAAAGUGUUGUUCUUAUGCUGGGCAAACUGUAAUAACAGAAGCCAAACCUCACAACUAAUAGUACAACAUAUUCACAUCUAUGCGUCGGAAGCUUUGGCUUUUGUACCUAUGUAAAAGUUAUUAUGAAAGAAUAAAUAAAAAUCCUGAAUAAAGUCAUAUACAUGUUUAUUAUCC
Messenger RNA from Cannabis sativa, 565 nucleotides. Its product is annotated as glycine-rich protein 3-like. The transcript has 2 exons. The record is from RefSeq and is a predicted model, not a curated record. The coding region runs from base 57 to 449 and encodes 130 amino acids. Lineage: Eukaryota; Viridiplantae; Streptophyta; Magnoliopsida; Rosales; Cannabaceae.